Molecule: messenger RNA, 2550 nt
Organism: Poecilia reticulata (guppy)
Lineage: Eukaryota; Metazoa; Chordata; Actinopteri; Cyprinodontiformes; Poeciliidae
Product: palmitoyltransferase ZDHHC23-A-like
Biological process (GO): protein targeting to membrane; peptidyl-L-cysteine S-palmitoylation
Cellular component (GO): endoplasmic reticulum; Golgi apparatus
Molecular function (GO): protein-cysteine S-palmitoyltransferase activity
Source: RefSeq, a predicted model, not a curated record
CCAGAGCACAGAUCACACACCAACACUUUCAACAUAGUUUCCUGUGUGGGAGCUGCAAGGUCAAACAUCUUGUGGGAGGAAAUGUGAUCCGUGAGGGUGGGGCUGCUCGUGGAUCAACGAUCACUCUCUCAUCGUAUGAGUGCCUGUCAUGUUUCUCAUGCUCACCUCAUCCAGCCGAGUGUGGAUCAUCAGGGCUGCCGUUGCAGCUUUCGAACACCUCAGCAGAGACCGCCCCCCUGGCCCCCUGCUCUGCUGAGGCUCCGCCGGCUCUCUGGUCGGCCCAAACCCGUACAGGGGGCUUCCAUAUUUGCCAAGCAUGCCAGUAUUAAAAUCUGAAACGACAACUGACAGGGGACCGCGUAUGCCAGAGGACGACUUGUAAACUAUUCAAAGUUACGUGAGCCGGUAGAUGCAACAUGAUAUUAAAACCACUUGUCAAGAGGAAUUAAAGCUGCCUUCUGUUGGGACGCUUCCUCCAUGGGAAUCCGAGCAAUGGAAACCAUCUCCCUGCACUGACACGCUGCUGCUGCUGCUGCUGCUCCACCAGGCAGGGCUGAAACAUGCCAGUUUCUUUUUUUUCCCUCCAACACAAAUGACUGAUGAGAAACUAGGCUGCUCUGUUCAUCUUUCCUUUCAAUCACUCACAGAAGGAGCUUGGUGACAAGAGGUAAUUUCUCAUUUUUGUUUCCUCAUCGUCACUCAUCGUUUACACUCGGAAUAAGUGAAUCCAACUCUGUCGAGCUUCACAUUUUGCUCAGAAACAAAAGUAGCUAAACAUCGGUGGGAUCUUUAGCGGCUCACUAUGAAAUGGGAGAAGCUGAAGCCUCCAGAGCCGGAUGAUCCCAUGUGUUGCUGUGAAUGUGACAUCUACCAGUACAGGUGUUGCUGUGACUGUGAAGAUCUGGACGAAGCGUUCAAUAGGUGGCUGAAGGAGAAACCACCCUCAUGUGGGCUCCAGUCUCCUGUGCUUAGGACCAUGAUCAACCACCUGGAGAUCUCCAUGAUCCCGGCUCUGCUGCUGCUGCCUCUCCUGCUGAAAGCUGCAGCGCUGCACUACCUGCUCGGCAUCACCAUCCUCACUGCUCUGCCAGGCCUGGUGCUGUCUUACUACUACGCCACCCAUCGAAGGAAGAGGCGCACCCUCUUCUUCCUCACCCUUGCCCUCUACUCCCUGGCCUACAUGUAUUAUCUCUUCAUUGUGGAGAUUUUACCCCGCGGGGACGUCAGCCCACUGCAGACGUGUGCUGUGACCACUGGGAUGAUUCUCACUAUAGUUUCACUCAUUUACACCAAGAGAGGUCCAGGAUUUGUCCCUGCCUCUUGCCAUGAAGCAAACCGUCAGAGGAUGGACGCAGAAGAUGACUCUACUCAUUCUGAUGGAUUUAUCCAGGCAACAGCCGCAGAACAGACAGGAAAACAUCCCCCAACAACAAAAUGGAGCCUGUGUCCUGUGUGCAAAAUAAUGCGGCCCCCGCGUGCCGGACACUGCAGAACAUGUGGAUCAUGUGUUCAGCGUCUGGACCAUCACUGCAUCUGGAUAAACAGCUGCGUGGGACAAGCAAACCACCGCAGCUUCCUGCAGACCCUCUGUGUGUUUGUUCUGACCUCCGUCUACGGGAUCGGUUUGGUGCUCCGCAGCCUCUGUCCUCGUCAGUAUCUGAUGACGGCCCUUUUCUACUGCCCCGGCGUCUACAGCCAGCCAAGCACAGCCCUUUGCUUCACCUGCUGCUGGUACAGCAGCAUAAUCACAGUCGGACUGCUCUACCUACUGGUGGCACAGGUUCUGAACAUCAGCUUCAACGUGACGGGGCGUGAGGCUCAGCUGGCUCUGAGGAACAAGAAGGGCCAGAGCCGCCUGUGGGGACUUGUCAUCGACACCGGAGAGUAUUCACGUGGCUUCUAUCAGAACUGGGCUGAGUUUCUCACAAUGGCAGACUCCUCUGUGACUCUUCCCUCCAGCCCCACCGACUUGGUCUAGUUUCUUCUACAAUCUUAUUAAAACUUGAUCACCGCUUCAGACUCUCAGUAAAGAGCUUAUGAUUCAGCAUAUGAUUCUGACAGUAGUUUUAAUUUACACAGGACUACAGGAGAAUAUAAACAUUCUUGUGUUUAUAAAAUAGAGCGCACACACACGUGCAUGUUUUGGAGUUUAAAUUUGCUGAACAAUUGUUCUGCUCAUGGCUUGUAAAAGGGAAAGGAUUUAUUAUGUACCUCUGCAUUAAAACUAAAUAAACGCAUGUUUCAGAAGCAAAGAUAUGUAAAUUCAAUAAAAGUUUAUUGACUGUUUAUUUGAUAAUAGCUGUGUAGCAUUUACCUUUAGGAUGGUUAAAUACAUUUUAGUUUCACAUUGUGUUCGAGUAUUUAGCAUUUAACACAACGCAGUUCUGAUACACAGUGCAUAUUAGCGUUAGCUGUUCUCAAAACUGGAGAGUAAACAUAGAAUCGAUUAAUAUUUUCUUUUAUUUAUAUAGCAUUCUGUAAAGUUCUGUCAUGUUUUUAAUGAAAUUCAAUUUUAUAUUACCUUUUAAUCUUCAUUCCCCCACAGAUUCA